Melampsora larici-populina 98AG31 is the source of this 1944-nucleotide messenger RNA. RefSeq lists its product as uncharacterized. The transcript is spliced from 4 exons. The coding region runs from base 1 to 1944 and encodes 647 amino acids. Lineage: Eukaryota; Fungi; Basidiomycota; Pucciniomycetes; Pucciniales; Melampsoraceae. The record is from RefSeq and is a predicted model, not a curated record.
AUGCCGCCACGUUCGGCUUAUCGGCUCGCUGUUUGCCGAUGCGUCACCUAUGGUUGUGGACAGCAGCAAUAUAUUGACGCCGAUGGAAACCAUCAGACCGGCAAUCGAAUCAAUCACACAGGAGUCAAGGCUCAUCAACUCGCAGACCAGCUUCAGAACCUGUCUAUGACGUCCGAAAACCAGCCCGCGCGUAUGCUGGGUCACAUACCAGUCGAUGAACUUGCCCAUCGUCCCUUGCGACCUUCUGCAGACCGCGCGUUCUCUCAGCCGCGCGAUGUACCCGAAUCGUCCACCCGAGCCACUUCCAAUGGCUUCAGCGCCGAAGCUGGCCCUAGUAACCGCCCUUUUCAUGCCAAUCCAACUCAGAAUUCACAAAAGGAUGCAUUUGAUACAUCGCCGUACUUGGAAGACGAAAUGUACAGCAUCGAUCCAGUUUUACUGUAUCCUAUUCUUUUCACUGCGUCUCUUGCGCUCUUUUCCAAUUUAUCCGUACGCACCACUAAUUGGGCGCUGAAGUCUCAACGCGGCUUUGUAAAAUUGAUCAAAGAGUCUGGCUCUACACCUGCCCAAGCUCGCACGGAUUUAUUGUACACCGAACAGAAGGAACUAGAAGAGAUUCCAUCUAAUAUUCACACGGUUUUUUCGAAGCUUAAUCUCAACCCUCGUCUCACGGUUCUCAACACAUGUCCAUCUUGCUUCGCUAUGUUUCCAGUUGAUCACGCACCUGAAGUCUGCAACUUUCCAAUAAACACGGUACCUGGAUUAUUUAAAUUCGCAUUUCUUCCGCCGUCCCUUGAAACAUCCGAUGCUCACAUGGCCCCAAACAGUACAAGUUGUUCUCAACCGCUCUUCAAGAAGCAUCGGCCCAUCCGUCAAACGGGAUUCCAGGACCUCGAGGCUUGGAUCGCGCGGUUUAUCUGUCGGCCAAACAUUGAGGAGAUGCUUGAUAGAUCUCUCAAGGAAUCUAAUCAACCGUUUUGGGCCAUGCAAGACGACGAGGUGGAUGAGCCUGAACCAAGACCACCUGCCGUCCCCGAAAUUCGAGACUUAUUAUGUGAUUUGGCAAACGAAGAUUUCAACGAGCAUUCAAACCCUCCUUCGGAAUCUGAUGAUCCGUCCUCAUCAACACACCCAUCAGCUCCUCGAGUUCGUAUAGCAAAUCUUGCCUGCAGUACAGGUAAUUCUUCCACAGACCCAGAUUACGAGAAUCAAGGAUGGGCAGGCGAGCUGGAGAUCACAUUCAUCAAAACCUUUUGCCGAGCCGGGAAUCUUUCAUCUCUAUUGCGAGAUGCAAGACUUCCGGAAGCCAUACUUCCUUAUCGAUCCCAGCUAUUGAGUAUCAUCGAUCCAGAACCCUUUGUCGCCCAGACCUUCCCGCAACCUGAUCGACGCUCACCGAUCGAAGUCGAAGUUUUUCAACAACUGGUCCAUCGACUCAACUCGCAAAAGGUCAACAACCGCCGGUGGAUACCGUCAACUGAGUGGUGCCUUUUGUCAAAAGAAGGAGCUGCGUCUUAUUCACCUGUUGCUUCAUCCGCAAUAUUUGUACCUCGUAUAACUCGGGAAGGGGUAAUAUACUCAACUGUAUCUGACAACCCAGGCAACAGUGUAGUGCAGACCCAACAAGGAGGAACUACAUCCUUUGGUCAGAUACUGUCAAUUUUCCAUCACCGAAGAAUUCCAGUGGUAGAAGGACCCCCGAUCUCUGACACUUGGAUCUCAAUUCGAGAAUUCCCUCCCAUUCCCAUGAGCCAACCAAAUCCUUUUCGAACCCUAGCAAAGCCGGAUAUGCAGACAUACUUGCGUCUUGAUAUUUCCCGACCACCCUCACUUAUCCACAUUGAUGAGAUUGUAGCCCACUGUGGUUGGAUGACCUAUGAACCUGAAGAAGUAACCGACCAAUUGAAAUUGAAAACUAUUGCCUUGGUCUCAUUGGACCGAUGA